AAAAGUUGAAAGAAUUAAGCCCACUUCAAUGGCGGAAAAAUACGACGUGGCAUAUUCAUAUUCCACAAUUUCUGGUCGGAAAGUACUCUGCAGAGAGAGUGUUGAUGUUGUCUCUUUCGUAGUUCUCGUUGUAAGACAAUCUGGUUAGAUCGUUCUCUUUUGGCUUUGGGUUUUGUCAGCUGAUAGAGUUUUAACUGAUCAUUUAAACCCUAAUUCUCUUCACAAUAUUGGAAACCCAUCAAUUGAUUACCCGCAUUCGAUUGCCUCUUAGCAUCACUCGAUUGAAGAAACUCAGGUGAUAAUGUCGCCGAGGUGGAGCAGAGUUUUCGGCCAAAUUUGCAAUUUGCGGAGGAGUACUGAAUUUGCACGGAGGGAUUUGUCUGUUUUUGAGUUUCGGAAUUAUGCUAAGGUUUCGGCUGCGGUGGAGCCCAAUGCUGAAUGCGACACUAUUAAACCUGAGGUGAAUCAUAACAAGUUGUUUUGGUCCAAGCCACGUUCAUUGGCAUUGGCAACUGACUCACCGUAUAGAAUUGAAGAUCCACAGUAUGAGGGCAUUAAACGAUUUGUCCUAAAGAUGAUGCUAUUCUACAGCAAGCAAAGCCAGUUCAUCCGUUGGGCCAAUGUUAUUUACGGCCGUGUAGUAUAUCAAGUUGAUAGACCUGCUAUAUAUGAUGUGUUUAGCUUGGAGAAGACAUUUAAAACUACGUUUUCCUUGCUUGUGCUCCAUAUGUGGCUUUGUCUACGGCGUUUAAAGGAAGAGGGUAAGGAAGGUGUUGAGUUGGGGCAAUACUUGUAUGAGAUAUAUAAUCAUGAUCUGGAAUUGAGGGUGUCUAAAGCUGGGGUAAAUUUACUGCUAUCUAAAUGGAUGAAAGAGUUGGAGAAGAUAUUUUACGGAAACAUUGUUGCUUAUGAUGCUGCCAUUGGAAAGCAGGAUGACCUGGAAAAUGUCAUUUGGAGGAAUGUGUUCUCGGAUGAUGGUACAUCAAAACCAAGUGAUGGCGCCUUACUUCCAGUCCAGGCAAUGACAAGGUAUAUUCGUCGGGAAGCGAGUUGUCUAUCGUUAACAGAUAAAGAAGCCAUACUAUCUGGCAACUUCAUGUUCACGCCAUUGGAGGAUACAGGUCCUGAUUUGCCAAGAAAGUAGUGCAAAAUAGGCCCGAAAGUGAUUCAGCAAUCAUUACAGAUAUACGCCAAAAGCUUCCAUGAUUAGGUUGCAUUCAUAUCCUUUUACAACGAAUACAAGAGGAUCUGAAUAAUGGGUUCCCAAGGAAAUGAAUGUUGGAAAUGCUUUUAGAACUUACAUGCCCUGUUGCUGAAACAUACUCUUACAUUAUUUUUGAAUCGACUCGGGAGCUACAGACUAAAACGAUGGUGUUGGUGUUGCUGUUGAUGGGAUUAAGAUGGGAUAAAGAUAAAUAUAAGUAAUGAGCUAUAGUGCUGAACAAUUUUUGUCUGAUGAAUAUGCUAUAUUUUGUAGCAUCACAUUGUAGUUUACUCUUUAUUCUUGGCAUAUAUGUCCUCUUAUGAAGUUGUUUGUGAUA
Sesamum indicum (sesame) is the source of this 1541-nucleotide messenger RNA. RefSeq lists its product as uncharacterized. Gene Ontology annotation, cellular component: mitochondrion. NCBI's taxonomy places the organism in Eukaryota, Viridiplantae, Streptophyta, Magnoliopsida, Lamiales, Pedaliaceae. Gene Ontology annotation, biological process: mitochondrial respiratory chain complex III assembly. The record is from RefSeq and is a predicted model, not a curated record.